Molecule: messenger RNA, 1777 nt
Organism: Penaeus chinensis
Lineage: Eukaryota; Metazoa; Arthropoda; Malacostraca; Decapoda; Penaeidae
Product: facilitated trehalose transporter Tret1-2 homolog
Exons: 4
Coding region: 93-1532 (479 amino acids)
Biological process (GO): transmembrane transport
Cellular component (GO): membrane
Molecular function (GO): transmembrane transporter activity
Source: RefSeq, a predicted model, not a curated record
CGGUUGUCAACGUAAAUGCAAAUGAAAAUCUGCAAAUUGCAUUGUGUUCUCUGCCGCGAUCGGGGUUGGGUGCGACGCGUGUGGCUGGCGGAAUGAAGCGCUUUCUCACCAGCAGCAGACCCGCUGUCAACCAGGUAGUUGCAGCCUUGUCCGCCGGCCUCGCCUUCGCGGGAGUGAUGACCCCGUGGGCCUUCCCCUCCGUCUCCCUGGGUCAGCUCACAGGGGAGAGGUCAGCGGUCCACCUCACGCGCGGUCAGCAGGACUGGUUCACGAACCUGCCUUUGUUCCUGUUGAUUCCUGGCUCGGUGGCAGGCGGCGCGCUGGCGGAGCUGCUCGGGCCCCGGACUCUGCUGCUCCUGAUGACUCCCCUGCUGACUGCUGGCGUGGCGGCCAUGCACUUCGCGUCCUACAAGCAGGUGCAGGACGCGGGUUUGGCUGAGGUCCUGCUGCUGGCCGCGCGGUCCGUGCAGGGAGCGUCGGCGGCGCUGAUGAACCCCACCGUGUCCGUGUACCUGUGCGAGGUGUCGGAGGAGCGCUUCCGGGGGACGCUGGCCAGCCUGGUGGACGCCUGGGCGACCUUCAGCUUCUUGGUGACGUACGUCGUGGGAAGUUUUGUGGUGUGGCACUCCCUGGCACUCAUCCUGCCCGCCUGCUUGCUCGUGCCGGCCUUCUUCGGGCUCUUGGCGUCCCAGGAGUCCCCUUUGUGGCUGGCGAGGAAGGGGAAGGAGAAGGAGGCGCUGCGCGUGCUCGAGGCGCUGCGCAGCUCUUCGAAGGACGUGGCGAAGGAGCUCGACGGCGUGGCAGCGUCCGAGGAAGAUGCGUCCUGCUGGGAGAAAGCGAGGAUGCUCGUCAGGAAGUCCAACCUCGUGCCGAUCGCCGUGUCGGUGUUCCUUCUGCAGGCCAAGGAGUUCUCCGGGAACAAUGCCGUCCUCAUCUACAUGCCCCAGAUCUUCCAGCAGGCGGGCGUCGGCAUGCCCCCCAGCAUCAGCAGCAUCGUUGUCAUGGCGACGCGCCUCGGCUGCAACUUCGUCGGGUCGGCGCUGCUGCAUCGCCUGCCGAGGAAGUGCCUCAUGCUGGCCGGUGCCGCCCUCAGCACCGCCGCCACCAGCGCCCUCGGCGCGUUCUUCUUCGUGCAGGGGCGCGGCGACGAUGUGGCCCUCCUCAGCUGGCUCCCGAUGGUGGCGCUGCUGGCGUUCACGGUGGGCGUGUCCGUGGGCGUGGGCCCCGCGUCGUGGCUGGUGGCCGCCGAGAUCCUCCCGCACCGCGUCCGCAGCCUCGGCUUCGGCAUCUCCGUCACAGGCUACGCGCUGGCCUCCUUCCUCGUCUCGAUGACGUUCGAACACGUGCGGGGGGCGUGGGGCUCCCACGGCCUCUUCUGGGCCUACUCGGCCGGCUGCGUCGUCUACGCCCUCCACGUCCUCCUGGCCGUCCCGGAGACGCGCGGACGCUCGCUGGCCGAGAUCGAGGCCGCCUGGGGACGCCGCACGAGCGCCCGGCCACGAAGAGGCGCGGGCGAGGCGGGGCCCGUGUGAGAGGCCGUCGCCGCCGUUCCUCCUCUUUUCGCCGACUUACCCUGCUUGCCAUCACUCCCUUUCUGAUAACGAUGAUUACAAUAUUGUUAAUAAUAAUCGCUUUCAUUCAGUUCUACAACUGAUAUCUACAACUUGCAAGGCCAGUCGAGUCACACAACUUUGUGGACAGCAUUUUUAUUUGUUUCAGUGCCUCCCGUCUCAGGAAAAGGGAAAAACAAAAUCGGGCAACUCAAAAGGAUUCGCAG